AUGGAUGGGAAUGAGACGGAGAGGGACACCUGUCCCAAUCCGUUUGGCAGGAGCGGACUAAGGCGCUCGCCGGUUAGGCAACCCGCCGAGCCGGUGAGGACGCCGGUCGAAAGUGACGAGGGCGGUGACCCCCUUGCAGAGGUUCAGCAGGCAGUCGAGGAACUCCUAAGCUCUCCGGAGCUUCAGGACCCUGAGACCCCUGCUGAACUGGCCGUCGCGAUGGCCGGGAUGGAGGACCUUGUGGAUUGCGUUAGGAAAAAAUCUAACAUCCACAAGGAAGUGCGAGAGAAGCUCGCAAAUGUGAUGGCCCUGUUUGUGAAAGCAAACAGGGCGGUGGUGAGCUUGCUCACAGCUCCGGAAUGCCGGACGAGGGCACGCGAGGACGCUGCGACUCCCCUUCGGGCAGAUACAACCCGCCCGAAGAAGGUCAGCGUCUGCGUACAAACGGAUGGCAAUACAGAGGUAGCCGGAAACGGCAAGAGGAAAAGGGGGUCACCAGGCGAGACGAGGCCAGGAGCCCCAAAAAAGCGGGCCCGGGAUCCUACGGUCCGGCAGGAUCCGGGCGAUGAUAACGAGAGUGUUGGAGAUGCGGGCGGCCAAGUUCCUGAUGCGCCAACCGGGUGGCAGACGGUUGAGCGUAAGAGGAAAAGGACCACUAAGGCCAAACCCAAACCCAAGCCCAAGCCCAAACGGGUCAGGGACAAGGGGGAGGCUUUGGUGGUAAAGGCCCCCGAAGGCACCUACGCUGACGUCCUCCGUCAAAUGAGGACGAGCGAUAGGCUGGUGGGCCUUGGAGGGGAUGUGAGGAGAAUCCGCCGAACUCGUUCCGGCGAGAUGAUCCUCGAGCUCCGACGUGGCUCCCAGAUCAAGAGCUCGGAAUAUAGCGCCCUCACGCAAGAGAUUGUGGGGGGAGCUGCAGAAAUCCGUGCCCUCAGCACCACGGUUACCGUCAGGGUGAAAGACCUUGACGAGAUAGCCACGGAUGUUGAGGUGCAGAACGGGCUGAGGGAUCUUUGUAAUAUCGGGACUGACCAGAUCUCGGUCAGGAUGCGCGACGGCCCUCCCAAAUCCGGGACACAGGUGGCCUUUGUGAAGCUUCCGGUUGCAGCAGCAAACGCCGCACUCAAGUGUGGGCGGCUAAAGGUGGGUUGGUCUAUCUGCCAGAUAGCCAUCCCCCAGCAACCGGAAAGAUGCUUCCGAUGUGUGGAAUAUGGGCACAAGUCUUUUGCGUGCAAGGGCGCUGACAGGAGCGGGUUAUGUUGGCGGUGCGGCGAAGCUGGCCAUCAGGCGGCUAGCUGCACCAAAGACGCGAAGUGUCUCCACUGCGGUGGAGGACACAGGUUGGCAUUUGAGGAAAAGUUGGACCUGGCGUUAGUAGCAGACCCGUAUCGGAGGACCACGGAUGGCAGCAAUUGGGUAACCGAUAGAGCCAAACUGGCCGCGAUAUGGGUUACAGGAAGAUAUUCCAUACAAGAGGUGGUUUCCGCUGGUGAGGAAGGCUUCGUUAUAGCCAAGGUCAACGGGAUCUUCGUCUGUAGCUGCUACGCCCCCCCGCGGUGGUCUCUGGAGAGAUUCGGCGUCAUGAUGGACAAAAUCGUCGAAGGUCUCACGGGUCGGAGCCCUGUUGUCAUAGGCGGGGACUUCAACGCGUGGGCCGUAGAAUGGGGUUGUCGCCUUACAAACCCCAGGGGACAACUUCUACUGGAAGCCCUGGCAAGGCUGGACGUUGACCUGGGGAAUGUAGGCAUUACGAGGACCUACCACAGGAAUGGGAGCGAGUCCAUCAUCGACGUCACCUUCAGCAGUCCGGGCUGGACGAGCGACUGGAGGGUAAGCGACGUGUUCACCGAUAGCGAUCACUUCGCGAUCCGUUAUCGUGUGGGCACAAGUUCGCGGGCAGGUAGAAGAGGUACGACAACAGGAGCACGUCUCUGGAAGACAACACAAUUCGACCAGAACGUCUUUGUCGAGGUGUUAAACUGGGAGCGGACCUUGGAAAACCUGUCCGCGGAAAAUCUAGCGAGGGUACUCGCACGUGCAUGCGACGCUGCGAUGACGAGAAGGGCGAAGCGGAAGGACACUCGACAACCCGUCUACUGGUGGACGGCGGAAAUCGCAGAUCUGCGUACUAGCUGCCUUCGGGCUAGGCGACAUAUGCAGAGAGCGAGGUCCCCGUCAGCGAGAGCGGAGCGAAGAGUACGCUACGCAAUGGCGAGGUCUGCCCUCUGCAGGGCAAUUAAGGCGAGUAAAAAGGCACGAUUCAGGCAACUCUGCGAGGACGCUAACGACAACCCCUGGGGCGACGCUUACAGGAUUGUCAUGGCCAAAACCCGGAGUGGAGGUGCGCCACAGGAAUCGUGUCCGAUAAAACUGCGUGAGAUCGUCAACGAGCUGUUCCCACAGCACGCGGAAGUGACAUGGCCGAGGGUCCCAUACGUCUGGGAUACGAGCGACGAGGAGAGGAUUUCACUGGAGGAACUGCGCGACAUCGCUAAGUCCCUUCAGCUGAACAAAGCUCCGGGUCCGGAUGGCAUCCCUAACGUUGCAGUGAAGGCUGCGCUUAUGGAACAUCCCGAAAUGUUCCGAGUAGGAUCCAGCUCUACACCGAAGGUGCGAACGGCCUAUCCGACAAACAGUUCGGUUUCCGGAAAGGUCGUAGCACGGUGGAUGCCAUUCGACUGGUCAUCGAAAGGGCAGAUGAAGCCAGGAGUGAGACUUGUGGAAUUCGCCGACGAUGUAGUUCUCCUGGCAUCGGGCCCGUCAACGGAAGAAGUCCAGCUACUCGCCACAGUAGCUAUUGAGAAGGUGGAAAACUGGAUGCGCUCUAAGAGCCUACGCCUAGCACACCACAAGACCGAGAUGGUGCUGAUCACUAACUUGAUUUCGGCACAAUCCGGGACGAUCGCAGUUGGAAUCGAGUCCAAACGUGCGGCUGAAAUGCUGCUGACUCGCGAGAACAUGUGGAAGUACAUUGAGGACGAAGCUCCGGCGCCGAUGACGGAUGUAUGGAAGGGAGGAGAGCGAGAGCGACGAUUGCGCUGCUCGUUGAGGAUCAGCAACAUGCUCUGA
Molecule: messenger RNA, 3069 nt
Organism: Uranotaenia lowii
Lineage: Eukaryota; Metazoa; Arthropoda; Insecta; Diptera; Culicidae
Exons: 5
Coding region: 1-3069 (1022 amino acids)
Molecular function (GO): zinc ion binding; catalytic activity; nucleic acid binding
Source: RefSeq, a predicted model, not a curated record